Messenger RNA from Musca vetustissima, 1403 nucleotides. Its product is annotated as F-box only protein 33. NCBI's taxonomy places the organism in Eukaryota, Metazoa, Arthropoda, Insecta, Diptera, Muscidae. Gene Ontology annotation, molecular function: protein binding. The transcript is spliced from 7 exons. The coding region runs from base 3 to 1361 and encodes 452 amino acids. The record is from RefSeq and is a predicted model, not a curated record. Gene Ontology annotation, cellular component: SCF ubiquitin ligase complex. Gene Ontology annotation, biological process: positive regulation of protein ubiquitination; SCF-dependent proteasomal ubiquitin-dependent protein catabolic process.
AUAUGAAUCAUCAUAGAUCAGCAGAAUGGGGAGAAUUACCAUCAUUGGUAUUGGGCCAGAUAUACGAAUAUUUAGAGCCACGAGAUCGUCUCAAUGCCAGUCAAAGUUGUAAACAUUGGCGCAGUGUUUUAUUCCAAAAGAGAUUCUUUACCAAUUUCAAACUUAAACUAAAUAUUGACAACGAUCGUCAGUGUAAAUUUUUCCGCCAUACUUUAUACAAUCUGACGAGCGAGCUAAUUAUUAUUUUUGAUUUCAUCAAUGUUUUCCAUAUUGAAAAAAUACGACGCAUCUUAUACAGAAUUGCACGAUGUGAUAAUUUACAAGGUUUACGUUUCCAAACAAAUAAUGUGGGUCUAACACCACCCGGUGAUAUCAGUGAAGAAAAUCUAGUCGAUAUAGAACAACUUUUUGUUGAGCCGUUAAAAGUAUUUUUAAAUCGCAAGCGAACACCUUGCAAUAUUUUGGAUUUAGGUGCAAUUGAAGCUUUAACAUACUAUGGUUUAGACUUCCUGAAAUCUCUGAGCCGGCCUCAAGAGCUGAAAGAACUGACCUUGGCCUCCAUUAAAUACGAUCCUAGUCAUUAUCCCAUGUUUGCCAUGGAGAAUAGCCUCAUACAGAAGUGUACAUCGUUGCAAGUGUUGUCACUGGACUACGAUACCCUUAACGAAGAACUAAUGCAUGCAUUAAAAAUUUUACCACUUAAGAAAUUUUUGAUUUGUGUACAUGGUUUGGAUCGUCAUCAUCCGGGUAUAUCUGAACGGACCUGGGCUGAAUUUUCGGCAAAUUUCAAUAACAUAGAAUUGAUAGUGACGCUAAUUUAUGCCUAUGAAGCCGUUGAAGUUUUGCAAAUGCGUAUAUUGCGUCAAAAUAUGCCCAUAACACAUUUGAGAGUGUUGUUUUGUGAUUACAUGAAUGUUGAAGCUUUGGAGUGGAUUUCAUUGAACAACAGUGCCACCUUAAAGAGUAUCCAAUGGAUUGAUUCCGCCUACAAACAUUCCGAUAAUAAUAUUAUGGACUUAUUUUUACGCACUGGCCAGGAUCCGCUUGUCAUGAUGUCAUGGCGCUGCAAAAAUCUUGAGGAAAUUGUUAUCCAUGGUUAUAUUUUGGAUCCACACAAUAUUGUGGGCAUUUCUCGUUUACGCGGUCGUACCUUAAAACGUUUGGAGGUAUCAAUGAUUGACACCGCACCCAAUGAGGCCAGCAUGGAUUCAUUUAUUGAGGAAAUCAAUACACUAUUAGGCCAAAAAUGGGAACCUCUUAAUCUCAACAAUUCGCAUCCAGCCCUUGGCUAUAUGCCAGUAGCUGAUGAUGUGCGUGAUGAAUAUGUCUUCGAUCUCAUACGACGUGAUAUUUCUAAUUAGAAACGAAAAGAAAACAAACUAAAACAACUAAAAUAAAUCCUU